This is a messenger RNA of Didymodactylos carnosus, 720 nucleotides long. NCBI's taxonomy places the organism in Eukaryota, Metazoa, Rotifera, Eurotatoria, Philodinida, Philodinidae. The record is from the annotation of a GenBank genome assembly.
AUGCAAUUUACUCAAGUAAUAGCACCAACGGCUCCAACAAUUAACAGAACUUCAAUUAACAGAGAUUCAAUAAGAAAUGACAUCUUCGAGAUAAUCUCAAAUGAUCAAGAUGUGAAAGAGCAAAUUCAGUCUUUACGAGAGAAUUCUAAACCAGAAGAUAUUGUGAAUAUAUUGCAAGAUGUUGUUAUGAAACGAAUUGAACAACGUUUAAUUGCUUUAGAACAAAAAACUAAUUCAAUUGAACAACAGCUUGAAAACAUUCAGUUUAAUGCAAAUUCACGUGAAAGAAUUUCAAGACAAAAGAAUCUCCGUUUCAUUGGAAUGAAAGAACAAGCUGAUAUUGUAAAAUCAAUCACUGAAGGAGCUGCUAAGAUUGGCAUUCAAUUGAAAAAUGAAGAUAUAGAAUAUUGCCAUCCUCUAGGACAGAAAAAAAAAGAACAACAAUCUCCACAACCAGUUAUAGCUGCAUUUCUUUCUCGAUUUAAACUAAAAUCCUUACUAUCAAAACGAAAAGAAUUCAGACAAGCUACUGGUAUUUCGAUCUUUGAAGAUGUAACAAGGUAUGAUAAAUGGUUAUUAGACCAAAUGCGUGAUAGUCUAGAAGAUGAAGAUCGAAAAUAUGUAUUUACUAGAGGAGGAAGAGUUUGUUAUAAAACAGAAGAUCAAGGCAUCGUAUUUAUUAAUUCAUAUGAUGAUAUUCAAAGAUAUCUAUAUGGAUAA